GAUGAUGAUGAUGAUGAUUCGGAUGAUGAUGAUGAUGAUGAUGAUGAUAAUGAUUAUGAUUGUGAUCUAGGCGAUGACGAUGAUGACGGGAAUGAUGAUGAUGAUAUUAUUGACGAUGAUGAUUUUGAUGAUUAUGAUGUUGAUGUUGUUUUUGAUGAUGAUGGCGUUUAUGAUAACGAUUGGGAUGAUGAUGACGAUGUUGAUGUUGAUUUGCAUGAUGAUGAUGUUGAUGAUGAUGAUGAUUUUGAUGAUGGUGAUAAUGACGAUGAUGUUUUGGACGAUGGUGAUGAUGAUGAUGAUUAUUAUGAUGGAGAUUCGGAUGAUGAUGAUGAUGAUUUGGAUGAUGACGUUAAUGAUUAUGAUUAUUAUGAUGAUGUUUCGGGUGAUGAUGAUGAUAAUGGCGAUGAUGAUUUGGAUGAUGAUCAAGAUCAUGAUGAUUUUGAUGAUGACGAUGACGUUGAUUAUUAUGAUAUUGAUAAUGAUGAUUUGGAUGAAGUUGAUGAUAAUUAUGAUGAUGCUGAUGAUGGUGAUGAUGAUUUGAAUGACGAUGUUGAAGAUGAUGAUGAUGAUGAUUUGGAUGAUGAUGUUGAUUUGGAUGAUGAUUUGGUUGAAGAUGAUGAAUGUGAUGAUGAUGUUGACGAUGGUAAUGAUGAUUUGAAUGGCGAUGUUGAUGAUGAUGAUUUGGAUGAUGAAGUUGAUGAUGAUUUUGAAGAUGGUGAUGUUGAUGAUGACCUUGAUGAUGAUUUGGAUGAUGAUGAUGAUGAUUUGCAUGAUGAUGUUGAAGAUGAUUUGGAUGAUGAUGAUGAUGAUUUGGAUGAUGAUGAUGAUGAU
Molecule: messenger RNA, 831 nt
Organism: Anisakis simplex (herring worm)
Lineage: Eukaryota; Metazoa; Nematoda; Chromadorea; Rhabditida; Anisakidae
Source: the annotation of a GenBank genome assembly